Molecule: messenger RNA, 1004 nt
Organism: Motacilla alba alba
Lineage: Eukaryota; Metazoa; Chordata; Aves; Passeriformes; Motacillidae
Gene: GOLGA7B
Product: golgin A7 family member B
Exons: 5
Coding region: 361-858 (165 amino acids)
Biological process (GO): peptidyl-L-cysteine S-palmitoylation; protein targeting to membrane
Cellular component (GO): palmitoyltransferase complex
Source: RefSeq, a predicted model, not a curated record
CCGCAUCCCGAAGAUUUCCGGGCUGCGGCACUCGCCCUGCCGGACCCCCGGGACGCACAGCAGCACCGUCCCUCGCAGCCCCUCUCCGGAGCCAGCCCCGGGGCAGCCGGUGCCGCCGUCCUGCCGGGGCUCGGUGCCGGCGGCGGCAGGCGCCCACCCGCAGAGCCUCGGGGCGGGCCGCGGCGGACCGGGCGGCUGCGCACACGGGCGGCCGGGCCCGCCUCCGCCGCUCGGCUCGGCAGCACCGCGGACAGCGCCCGGCCCCGGCGGCUCCGCGCGGCCCCGGAGACGGCGCCGGAGCGGUCCGGUCCCCCCGGCGCGGCACGGCACGGCACGGCCCGGCCCGGCGCCCGCCGCGCCAUGGCCACGGAGGUGCACAGCCUGCAGGAGCUGCGGCGCAGCGCGUCCCUGGCCACCAAGGUCUUUGUGCAGCGCGAUUACAGUGAUGGGACCACGUGCCAGUUCCAGACAAAGUUUCCCCCUGAGCUGGAGAGCCGGAUUGAGCGGCAACUUUUUGAGGAAACUGUGAAAACCCUCAAUGGCUUCUACGCUGAGGCGGAGAAGAUUGGGGGCAGCUCAUACCUCGAGGGGUGCCUGGCCUGUGCCACUGCCUAUUUCAUCUUUCUCUGCAUGGAGACACAUUAUGAGAAGGUCCUGAAGAAGAUCUCCAAGUACAUCCAGGACCAGAAUGAGAAGAUCUAUGCACCACGGGGGCUGCUGCUCACUGACCCCCUGGAGCGUGGCAUGAGGGUCAUCGAGAUCUCCAUCUACGAGGACCGGUGCAGCAGCGGCAGCUCCAGCAGCGGCAGCUCCAGCAGCAGCAGCGGCGGUGGUGGGGGCGGUGCAGGGGGCCGGUGACUGGCAGGGAGUCCCUGCAGGGACUCGUACUGCCGGGACAGUGGCCUCUCCGAGCUCCGCAGGCUGCACUACCAGAGCACCCGCUUCUGAGCCCAGGGAGAGCAGCAGGGGGAAGCCGGGGCUGCCCAGUGGGGCUGCCCACCCCC